UCAGCGGAAGCCGGAAGCAGCCUCGAGCCUGGCUAGCCCCAAGCACCGAACUCGGUGGUCUCGGAGGCUUCUGGAUUGGGGAGAAGAUGGCGGAGGAGGACUUCUCCAAUGUCACCCAUGAGAGCUUCAACCUAACCCUUCACACCACCCUGGGUGUCACCACGAAACUGGUGCUCCCAACCCCUGCCAAGCCCAUCCUUCCAGUGCAGACCGGGGAGCAGGCCCAGCAGGAGGAGCAGUCAAGCGGGAUGACCAUUUUCUUCAGCCUCCUCGUCCUAGCUAUCUGCAUCAUCCUGGUGCAUCUGCUGAUCCGGUACCGACUGCACUUCCUGCCUGAGAGCGUGGCUGUCGUUUCCCUAGGUAUUCUCAUGGGAGCAGUCAUAAAAAUUAUAGAGUUUAAAAAGCUGGCAAAUUGGAAGGAGGAAGAGAUGUUUCGACCCAAUAUGUUCUUCCUCCUCUUGCUCCCACCUAUCAUCUUCGAGUCUGGAUACUCGCUGCACAAGGGGAACUUCUUCCAGAACAUUGGUUCCAUCACUCUGUUUGCUGUUUUUGGAACGGCGAUCUCUGCUUUUGUAGUAGGUGGAGGAAUCUAUUUCCUGGGUCAGGCUGAUGUAAUCUCUAAACUCAACAUGACAGACAGCUUUGCGUUUGGCUCCCUGAUUUCUGCAGUCGAUCCAGUGGCCACCAUUGCAAUUUUCAAUGCACUGCAUGUGGACCCUGUGCUCAACAUGCUGGUGUUUGGAGAAAGUAUUCUCAAUGAUGCAGUCUCUAUCGUCCUGACCAACACAGCUGAAGGUUUAACAAGAAAAAAUAUGUCUGAUGUCAGUGGGUGGCAAACAUUUGUACAGGCCCUUGGCUACUUCCUCAAAAUGUUCUUCGGCUCCGCAGCGCUUGGCACACUCACUGGCUUAAUUUCUGCAUUAGUGCUAAAGCACAUAGACCUGAGGAAAACACCUUCUUUGGAGUUUGGCAUGAUGAUCAUUUUUGCCUACCUGCCAUAUGGGCUCGCAGAGGGGAUCUCACUCUCAGGCAUCAUGGCCAUCCUGUUCUCGGGUAUUGUGAUGUCACACUACACACACCAUAACCUGUCUCCCGUCACGCAGAUCCUCAUGCAGCAGACCCUCCGAACUGUGGCCUUCCUGUGUGAAACAUGUGUGUUUGCAUUUCUUGGCCUGUCCAUUUUUAGUUUCCCUCACAAGUUUGAAAUUUCCUUUGUCAUCUGGUGCAUAGUGCUGGUACUGUUCGGCAGAGCAGUCAACAUUUUCCCUCUGUCCUAUCUGCUGAACUUCUUCCGAGAUCACAAAAUCACCCCGAAGAUGAUGUUCAUCAUGUGGUUCAGUGGCCUGCGAGGGGCCAUCCCCUACGCACUGAGUCUGCACCUGGGCCUGGAGCCCAUGGAGAAGCGGCAGCUCAUUGGCACCACCACCAUCGUCAUCGUGCUGUUCACCAUCCUGCUGCUGGGUGGCAGCACCAUGCCCCUCAUCCGCCUCGUGGACAUCGAGGAUGCCCGGGCACGCCGCAGGAGCAAGAAGGACGUCAACCUCAGCAAGACCGAGAAGAUGGGCAACACCAUUGAGUCGGAGCACCUGUCGGAGCUCACCGAGGAGGAGUACGAGGCUCACUACAUCAGGCAGCAGGACCUCAAGGGCUUCAUGUGGCUGGAUGCCAAGUACCUUAACCCCUUCUUCACGAGGCGACUCACACAGGAGGACCUCCACCACGGGCGCAUCCAGAUGAAAAGUCUCACCAACAAGUGGUACGAGGAGGUGCGCCAGGGCCCAUCCGGCUCUGAGGACGAUGAGCAGGAGCUGUUCCGACCCUGAGGUGCCCAGGCUUCUGGGUGGGCAGGGUUCUGCUUCCCAGACAGCCAGCCGGGCCCAGAGGAGUGUGCCAUAUGCAGCCUUCUGAGAAAGUGAGACAUCAGAGCCGGGGCUGUGAUUUUGUCUUGGAAACUUGCAGGCCUUUGGAGCUAGCUGACUUCAGAAACGUGGGUCAGCUUCCAUUCCUCAGUGAGCCAGACCUCCUCUGCUGUUUCUUGGCCUGCAAAGGAGGGACUGCUGUCAGGCUGAAGAGAAAGCGCUGGAACUCCAGGCCAUGCCUUCCUCAUACCUGGAGCAACUGGUAGGAGUGUCUGCCCUCAAGAGAAGUAUCAGCCAUUUGUCUCUGGGUUGUCAAGGUGCCUUGGUGUCUGCAGCAACAGCACUGACCUGGUACCAAGCCCCAGAGACCUUGCCAACCUCACAGUCCCUAUCCUGGUGUCCUGUCCUCCCUAAGAGAAAAAAUGAACAACCUUUUCUUUUGACCUGAAA
This is a messenger RNA of Nannospalax galili (Upper Galilee mountains blind mole rat), 2309 nucleotides long. RefSeq names its product solute carrier family 9 member A8 (gene Slc9a8). Bases 87 to 1823 code for a protein of 578 amino acids. Gene Ontology annotation, cellular component: membrane; Golgi apparatus. The transcript has 16 exons. NCBI's taxonomy places the organism in Eukaryota, Metazoa, Chordata, Mammalia, Rodentia, Spalacidae. Gene Ontology annotation, biological process: proton transmembrane transport; regulation of pH; sodium ion transport. The record is from RefSeq and is a predicted model, not a curated record. Gene Ontology annotation, molecular function: sodium:proton antiporter activity.